Messenger RNA from Diaporthe citri, 2355 nucleotides. RefSeq lists its product as uncharacterized. Lineage: Eukaryota; Fungi; Ascomycota; Sordariomycetes; Diaporthales; Diaporthaceae. The transcript has 2 exons. Bases 1 to 2355 code for a protein of 784 amino acids. The record is from RefSeq and is a predicted model, not a curated record.
AUGAACGUCACGUCACUACUAAACACGUCGGGAGCGGCGCAGGCCGCCGGCGCGAGGCGCGCUUCGGGCCCGGUUACCUUGGGUGGCUAUGAAGGAGGAGACAGGAUGAUGCCGGUGCGGACUUCCAGUGAAUCAAGGUUGCCCGGCCGAAGCAGGACACCGUGGGAUGCCGGAGGAUACUCUCUACCAUUGACUCUGAAUGUCAAGAAUGUGCAGAACUCACCAGCAGCCAAGCCCUCCUUCUACACGGAGGCGACACCGGUUGACAGCGUCGGCUCGACCAGCCCAAAGUCACCAAAGCACAAGUUCUCGGACAGCCGCAGCAGCCUCUCCUCGUACACGACGAUGUCGUCAAAUACCUCGAGUCACUCUCGAUCGCACUCGAGAAUCUCGUCACUGUCCACAGUGAGCGAGUAUCAGCCGAUGAACUCGUUCAUGUCUGACUCGACCCCGACCGAAAGGAGGAUGUCCGAUCCCGACUCUGGGAUGACGUGCCCUACUGUGGUUGAGAUUCAGCCUCCUUCGCCAUCUAGGAGAGGGUUCGAGGACGUGUCGCCCGAUGCCUCGGACAAUGAUAGCCCAAUGCAUUCAGACCGACCUCGAUCACCCUCAGAUGCAAUCCUGGUUCGAAAUCGAGGGCUUGCUGGAAGCGCAAGUCCAAGCGAUUCCAAGAUCAUCAACUCUUUCCUGAGGCCUGAUUCACCCUCGGCCUCGAUUUCCAGAGCACACAAGAGAACCGUCUCAGCUCCUGAUUUCCCAUCCCUUCAGCAACGGUCACACCACUACCCGUCGUUUGGGCCGAUGGCUGAGCCGACACCCCCCAAGUCACCGCAGGCCGACGAGCAGCAAUCAGUUGGGUCUGACACCGCGAUGCCGACUUCCCCGGCCGACAACACUCAGGCCACUCCGGCCACUCCGGUCUUGCCUCGCUCUACCCCUCCUGAGCCCAAGUGCAUGUUUGUUGACCCCUGCACUACCGGAUCUUCGCUCCGCAAGGCCAUUUCUCACAUCUUUGGCCGAAACAAGCUUUGCACCAAGGCCAUUCCUCAUGGCAUCUGGGUCCACUACUGCCGCAAGCACUACCAACGGUCUCGGUACCGCAACGCUACCGACUACGCCAUUCGACAAGUCGAGCUUGUCUUGAUCCAGAUCGAGAAGGUUCACGGCUGGAGUGAGGAGAACAUCAAGACCGGCCGUCGAGGAGAAGGCGUGCUCAAGCACUGGACUCUUCAGGCUCGUAAGCGCGAGGCUAAGCGUCUUCAAGAGUCCGACUCCCGAAAGCGUCGUUUCAACGACGAAGACGACGACGACCAGGAGUUCAGCAGUGGAACCGCGAUUCCCGGCUGGCUGCAGGACAAGCUGAACAAGGAUUACGGAACGGAGGAGAUGCUUGCAAUCAUCAAGGACGUCAAGGCCCGAAUGGACUCCGGAGAGAUCCAGCAGAUUCCCGACAUCGAGAUCCUGCCUGAGAUCAUCACUGAUGGCAACGAGGCCCGGCCCAGGGCAACUGUCCGUCGCACCGGCAGCAACAGCAGCGGCCACCGUCAUACCAAGUCUGAGGUCUACCGUGCCCCUCCUUCCAUGAGCAGCUACAAUGGCCGCCCUGGUAUGUCCUUCGGUCAGGAUAACAAGCGCUUCCGUACAGGCGCCAGCACUUACCAGAUGCCCAUCCACAACCUGGCCCACCGCUCCCUCGGUGGAAUGAACCAGGGUUAUCCAUACCAAAUGGGCAACGGUUUUGCGGCCAUCGCGGAGAACCAAGCCGACCCCAACUUCUGGAACCCCCAGCCUUACAGCAGCAACACCGUCCUGCCUGCUCCUGUACCUCAGCGCCACGUCAGUGUGCCCAUGACCCCGGACAACAACGCCGUUCAAUCCUAUGCGCCUCAGAGCCGUCCCAUGCACGUUAGAAGCGUGUCAGAGAACCCUGUGCUGCACAACUCGGGACAUGGCCCCACCGGAUUCCGCCCUUACGCCUCGCAGCCCAAUCAGGGCUUCCAGCAGCAGGAGAUGUUCGCGAACUACCAGCCGCCUCAGGGUUAUGGCGGCCCUCCGACUUACCAGGGACAGGGAUAUGACCCUAACAUGGGAUCCAACGAUCCUAAUGCCCGGUUCUUCGGCCCAAUCGAUGGAACCUUCGAUGGCUCAGCCGACUGGGACAGCCCGCGCAACGGCCACGCUCGCGUCCAGAGCACCUCUUCUAUGCACCCUGCGCACAUGCAGCGACACCUGUCCAUGUCCGGUGGCCCUCCCUCGAUGAGCUCCCUCCCGUCGAUGAACGGCAUGGGAAACAACGGCAUGCCUGCGUACGGCUAUGGAGAGUACCAGCAGCACCAGCAGCAGCACCGCUACUAG